Plasmodium gallinaceum is the source of this 2199-nucleotide messenger RNA. RefSeq names its product surface-associated interspersed protein (SURFIN). The coding region runs from base 1 to 2199 and encodes 732 amino acids. The transcript has a single exon. Lineage: Eukaryota; Apicomplexa; Aconoidasida; Haemosporida; Plasmodiidae. The record is from RefSeq and is a predicted model, not a curated record.
AUGAAAAAUUUGGGAAAUAAAACGACAAUCAAGAAUAAUGUAUGUAAUUGGAAUUCAUGGGUAGAUAUACAUAUGACUGCAUUACUAGAGUAUAAAAAAGAGGAAUGGAAAUUGAAUAAAACAGAAUUUUUUAAUAUUUGUUUAGAAGAGAUCGAAAAAGAUGGAGAAAAUUUUAAUUUAAAAGAAAUGCGAAAUCAUUUUAUAAUGAAAAUAAAAGAAGAAAAUAGUACCGAUACAAUAGAUAAAAAAAAUAGUAUAUUAGAGAAAUAUAAAAAUGAAAAGUGGUUUAUUAAUUUGAAGAAAGAGUGGAAAGAAGAACAAGAUAAAUACUUAGGAUAUUUAGAAGAACGAGAAAUUGAAAAAAUGACAGAAAUGGGAGUAAAUAAUUUUAUGCUAGAUAAAAAAAAAAAAAUAUGGAAGAAAUGGAUAGAAUGGCAAAUAGAGCAUUCAUACGAAUACAAAAAUCAGAAAUGGUUUGUACAAUUGCUAGAAGAAUAUAAAAAAGAAGAAAUUGAUGAAAAUUUAAAGGAAGAAAAUAUAGAGAAAGAAAGAAAUAAUGGAAUAGAUAAAAAUGAAAUGAAGAAAAAUUUGGAAAGGAGAAUUUUGUUAGAUAUUCUUAUGAUGGUAUUAGAGGAAUGUACGAAAGAAGAGUGGGAAAAAGAAGAAGAAUUUUUUAAAGCAAAUAUGGAAGAGAUAAAAAAAUAUAAAAAUUUGGACGAAGAAACAAACAUAUUAGAUAAAAUAGAAAGAGAAAAAAGUUGGAACAUUAUAUCAGAGAAAAAAAAAGAGGAAAUAGAAAAAUGGAAAAGAGAAAAAUGGUUUAUUCAGUUAAUGUUAGAAUGGAAAAAUAAAGAAGAAAAAUAUAUGAUGGAGAUAAAUGAAGAAAUUUUAGCAAAAAAGAAUCAAGGAAGAGUAAUAGAUGUUAUCUUAGAAAGACAAAGCAAUAUAUGGAAAAAACACUGCGAAAAUAUUUGUAAAAAGUGGAUAGAUGAAGACAACAAUGAAGAAUGGUUUACAAAGAUAGUUAAUGAAUAUGAAAAUGAAGAGAAAGAAUAUAAAAGUAGAAUUUAUAAAAAUAGCAUAGAAAAAGAAAAUGAAAAAACCAUAGAAAGAGAUGAAUCAAUAACAGAGAUUAAUAAAAAGGAGGAAGAAAAAAUGAGAAAAUAUGAAAGUAAUAAUUUAAAGGAAUCACAUGAAAUGAAUAAUUCUAAAAUAAACAAAAAAAAAUUAAAAUGGGAGACAUUAAUAGGAAUAUAUAUGGUAAUAUUGGAGGAAUGUAGGAAAGAGGAGUGGUUAUUGAAUAGAGGAAAAUUUUUAGAAACCUGUUUAGAAGAAUUUAUAGAAGAAGAUAAAGAAAAUAAUCCAAAAAUAAUAGAAAAUGAUUUAGUAAUGAUGAAGGGAGAGGAAGAAGACAUUAGUACAUUAAUGAUUGAGAAACAAAAACUUUUAUGGAAUAAAUGGGUAGAAAGAAACAAAAGAAUGUCAGAGAAAUGGAAAAAAGAAGAAUGGUUUAUUAAUUUGAAAAAAGAAUGGGGAAAAGAACAAGAUAAAUAUGACGAAUUAACAAAAGAAUCAGAAAUAGUAGAAAUAGAAGCAGGAAAAAAUCCUAUGCUAGAAAAACAAAAAAGAAUAUGGAAACAAUGGCUAAAAAAACAACGAAUGUGGUUUAUACUACAUAGCGAGGAUGAAUGGUUUAACAAUUUAUUGGAACAAUACGAAGAAGAAGAAGAAAGUAUGAAAAGAAUAACUAAAAAAGAUACGAAAAAAGAGAAGGAAAUUCAUGAAAAUAUAGAGGAAUUGAAGCAAGUAGGAGAUAACGAAAUAGAGAAAAAUAGAAAAAAAAGGGAGAAAUUGAUACAAAAGGUUUUGAUAGAAAUACAUAUGACGCUAUUAGAAGAAUGUAUGAAAGACGAAUUGCAAAGAGAAAAGGAAUAUUUUUUUAAAAAAAUGGUGGAAGAGUUGAAAAUACAGGAAAAUUUAGAUGAGGAUGUUAACAUAUUGGAAAUAAAAAAAAAAAGUAGGAAUGUUAUAUUAAAUAAUGACAAAGAGAAAAUAGAAGAAUGGAAAAAAAAAAAAUGGUUUAUAGAAUUAAUAUUGGAAAUGAAAAACAAAGAAAAGGAAUACAUGAAAGAAGUAUAUGAAGAUAUCAUAGCAAAAAAGAAUGAGGACAGGUUUUAUAGUCUGUCAUCUCAUUCUUAG